UUUCAAAGUUCAAGGCAUGAGGGAAGCAUCAACCCAUCAACCCUAGCAAAAAACACACAAAGCAACCCCGUGGUUAUGAUUUGAUCGUGACUUUAAAGCUUGUGUUCUCAUGACUGCUGCUGAUUACCUUCGUUUCAGUCGACCUUCUUCAUCUGUAUAAAUUCAAAAUCUCAAAAACCCUCUUGACUCCUGAAACCCUCUUCGAUUUUCCUCUCUAAUGGCCGCUCCCAACGGAUCUAACUCGCAUUGGGCUGAUCAAGUUCCGAUUGCUGUAGCUCCUCUCAACUGCGUCCCAUACACAGGCCCACCUCUAGACCAUUUUGAUUCCGAUAUGUCUCAGAACGAAGUCAACCUGCCGUUAAAGAAUCAGCCCGCGAUGGUUUUUCUGCCUCAACAAACCACCGAGAAAGAAUUGAACGACAUUUUAUCCAUCACCAAGCACGGAGUUGCGGUAUCUGGGAGUGCUGCAAGCGGGAAAAUAGGACCAGUUAUUGGUUCAAUUGACAUUUCAGAAUCCGAUGAGGCUUUUCUGUUUCGUGUUGCUCUCCCGGGCGUCAAGAAGGACGAAAAGUUCAAAUGCGAUAUCCAACCAGACGGAACCAUCACAAUCAAAGGCGUAACAAACACCGGCCAGAAAAAGGUUCACGCCCACAACAUGGAGUUUGAGAUGCAUACACAGAAUCUUUGCCCGCCAGGUGACUUCUCGGUCUCGUUCCAGUUACCCGUGCACGUCGACCCACCGACCCUAAAACACAUGUUAGCUAACGGUGUUCUCGAGGGUGUCGUUAAGAAAAAACUGGUCCAGGGUUCGUGAUCUCAUCUCGUCAUGCAGUCGUAGGCUUUAGAAACAUGUUGGUUGUCUUCUUAAUGUACAUUGCAGUCGAAGAUCGGUUUCGUGUUUUUCGUUUUGUUGAAGGAUUUUGAAGGGUUUGAGCAGGUGGAGUUGGUGUUUUUGAAGGUCCUUGAGGGUUUUCUUGUUGUAAUGUCUGUCCUGCUGUUGUUUAUGCCAAUUUUUUGGCUCCUUGAAACAAAAGAAAGUACAAGAAAAGAGGGUUUUUUAGGGUUGAAAACUUGUGUGAUUUUGCUUC
Molecule: messenger RNA, 1088 nt
Organism: Cynara cardunculus var. scolymus (artichoke)
Lineage: Eukaryota; Viridiplantae; Streptophyta; Magnoliopsida; Asterales; Asteraceae
Product: alpha-crystallin domain-containing protein 22.3-like
Exons: 3
Coding region: 218-814 (198 amino acids)
Cellular component (GO): nucleus
Source: RefSeq, a predicted model, not a curated record